Molecule: messenger RNA, 2522 nt
Organism: Xenopus tropicalis (tropical clawed frog)
Lineage: Eukaryota; Metazoa; Chordata; Amphibia; Anura; Pipidae
Gene: astl2d
Product: astacin-like metallo-endopeptidase 2d gene 1
Exons: 17
Coding region: 19-1833 (604 amino acids)
Biological process (GO): proteolysis
Cellular component (GO): cortical granule
Molecular function (GO): zinc ion binding; metallopeptidase activity; metalloendopeptidase activity
Source: RefSeq, a predicted model, not a curated record
UUGCUCACAAGGUACAACAUGGAUUGCUCCAUUUUUAUUAUCGUGGUCUGUGUUCUUGGCCGGGCACUGAGCGCCCCUGUUAAGACCUCGCUAUGCAAAAAGAAUAAAGUACAAACGGUUAAACCUCACCACAAUGAUGUCUUCAGUAUGAUCAUGAAUGCCGAUAAAGAGCUCAGCGGUUUUUUUUCCAAUGAGGCUUCUGAUCAUCUGAACAGGAGAAAUAUGGGGAGACUUAAGGGCGCUAUUGAGAGAACUGAAGUACAAACGGUUACACCUGACAGCGGUGAUGACUUCAGUAUGAUCAUGAAUGCCGAUAAAGUACAACCGGUUACACCUGACAGCGGUGAUGACUUCAGUAUGAUCAUGAAUGCUGAUAAAGUACAAACGGUUACACCUGACAGCAGUGAUGACUUCAGUACGAUCAUGAAUGCCGAUAAAGUACAAACGGUUACACCUGACCACAAUGAUGUCUUCAGUAUGAUCAUGAAUGCCGAUAAAGCAAGCAGAGUCCGGCGGGUUCAUGGGGACAUCGCCAUUGGGGUCUCACGCAGCGCCCUGAACUGCACGGAUUGCUUAUGGCAGAAAAUAAAUGGGACCGUGUAUGUGCCGUACACACUGGAUGAACAGUACAGUAACAAUGAAGUCAACACCAUCAUGACGGCCAUGCAAGUGUACGCCACCCUGACCUGCGUGCAGUUUGUCCCUUACACUGAUGAAGAUGAUUAUAUCGCUAUAACAUCAGGCGAUGGCUGUUGGUCCUACAUGGGACGGCAAGGAGGCGCCCAAGUGGUGUCCGUACAGAAAACUUACUGUACUUCCGAGGGGACAACCAUGCACGAACUCAACCAUGCCCUGGGCUUUGUACAUGAGCACUCCAGGAGCGACCGGGAUAACUAUGUUGACAUAAUGUAUCAGUACAUCUCACCAGGUGAUGUUGCCAACUUUGAGAAAAUGAAUACCAACAACCUUAACACAGCGUAUGACUACCACUCUAUUAUGCAUUACGCAGCGUAUUCUUUCAGCAACACAACUGGACAAAACACUAUAGUGGCCAAGCCUGACCCCAAUACACCACUGGGACCGGGAAGCACAAUGACCAGCUUGGAUAUAACAAAGAUUAACCGGCUCUACCAGUGUGAUGUCUGUAGUUAUUUCCUCACUGAUGCCACCGGAACUAUCACCUCAGCCAAUUAUCCAUCUCCUUACCCAAAUAAAGACAAGUGUGUGUGGGUCAUCCAGGCACCGUCCAAUCUGGUAACCCUGACGUUUUCUGCCUUUAAUCUCCAAUCUGCCCCAAACUGUGCCUCUGACUACAUUAGAGUUUAUGAUGGGCGCACCAGAACUUCCCCGCUGCUACUGGACAGAACCUGUGGGUCUAAACGCGUUCCUGCACUGAUCGCCUCGUCAAGUAUGAUGUUAGUGGAGUUUGUCGGUAGUAAAAACCUUAAAGCGACUGGUUUCAGUGCCUCGUACACUACAGCAAUAUGUGGAGGCACUUAUUUCACCCCAUCAAGGAACAUCAUUUCCCCUGGAUACCCAAAGAACUACCCCCCUAAUAGCAACUGUUCCUACAUCAUUACUGCUCCGGCUUCCCAAAAGGUCUCAAUGAGCACAAACAAUUUCUAUACAGAACCAAGCCCCACAUGUAGCAAUGAUUACCUGUCUGUGUAUGAUGGGACUUCCACUAACGCACCCCUCCUGAAGACAUUCUGCGGACACCUGUUCUCCUUUUCAGUCACCUCCACUGGUCAGAACAUGUUCCUCAGGUUCAUCAGUGAUAGCUCAAAGCAAGCGUCCGGCUUUCUGCUGACAUACAGUUUUGGUGGAUAUUGAGUAGCAACGUUAUGAUAAGUCUCUGGCCAACUCCAUGUAACAUUCUGCCACUUUACUGAUCAUCAUCCAUUAUAUUGAAUCCUAAACAUUUCACACAUAGGUGAAUUUUCAAUAAGGCCAGAGGAGGCCAAGCCUCCCCAAACCUUCUUGGCGCAUUAGAAAAAAAAAACUCACUCUGUACUUGACUUUCUAUGUGCAGAUAUUUAACAUCUGAGUAGGUUGGUGCAUUCCUGCAAGCUCCGGUUCUAUUGUAAUCAGCUGCACUCUGAUUGGAUCUUUCUACUUGUGGCUUCUCCAAUCAGAGUGCAGUACUGUUGACAAACAGUGAAAUUAACCAAUCAAGCCACAGAUGUAGGCAGGACUGGGGAGAGGAAGACACUGAAGAAAUAAAUACUGAUAUGGAGGUUCUACAGGCUGUAAACACAUCCCACAGAUACUAUAUUAUAUAUGCUCUAAAAGCCGACUCACCAGCUGAAAUUAAAUAUUUUUUUUUGUAAGCUGGCAUCUGUAAUAUCCUUUUGACCCUUUCUCUAGUCCUAAAUUAACUCUUCCCCCCCUCAAAAUGCUAACUGUUCUUUUAUAUUUCUUUUUUGUUUGUUUUUGCACUUGUAGUGAAUAUCUGCCCCCAGUACCCACUGCAUUUCACUGUAUAUAAUGUGCCGGUUUUGUAAAUACAGACUGCAUCUCAC